AUGGCAGCUGUGGAAGUCAUUGACCUUGUGCUGACCGUCAACAAGGCCGAUGGUCUUGCAGCCAAGGACACCAACAUGUUUGGUGUCAAGACCAAGUCGGAUCCCUACAUUGAAGUACGGUUGAUCCCACGAGGGUCUGCCAUUGAAGGUAGGGUUGUGGACAAGAAGGACAAGAUUUUUCUGGGCAAGACAGAAACAAAAUUGAAGACUCUGUCUCCCAAAUGGGAUCAAUCCUACCACAUUUCCGUUCCCCGCAAAGACUUUAAUGAGUUUUCCAUUUUCGAAUUGACCAUUAUGGACAAGGACAUUACAUCCUCCGAUGACCUUAUGGGAGUGGUGCCCGUCCAUGUUCCCGUGGGUCGAUGGGGGACCUUUACCAAAUGGUAUGGAGUCCCAGCAUCUUCGGCCAAAGGAGAAGAAGCCACGGGACGCGUCCAGUGUACCAUGUGGAUGGAACACAGUCACAAAACCCCGGAAGAAAUCAAGGCCGCCAAUGAGGCCACGGAAGCUGGUAUUGGGAACAAUGACAAAUCAGAACUUCCAGAGCUGGCCGGUGGAAAGGUGGAAGUCAUCACUCUCAAGCUCACUGUCAAAAAAGCAUCGGGACUGCCGGCCAUGGACAAGAAUAUUAUUGGUAUGAAAACCAAGUCCGAUCCCUACAUUGAAGUCAGAUUGUGUCCUAAAGGUCCUGGUGGAGGGCCGCAAAGCAAAGUAGCGCUGGGGAAAACAGAAACCAAAAUGGAAACGUUGAAUCCAUCCUACAACCAGGUAUUUGAGGCUCCGCCCCUAUCACUCAAGAGCUUUAGUGACACUGCCAGUUUUGAACUCACCAUUAUGGACUACGAUGAAAAUGGCGAAGAUGAUCUCAUGGGAAUGGUGACAGUGCCCAUCAAAUUGGACAAAUCGGCAAGCAGCACCAAAUGGUAUGACGUACCCAAAGACUCGGGGGAAGGAGGAAAGGCUUCCGGAAAGGUACAAUGCAUGCUUUCUGUUUCCAAGGAUAUCCAAGCAUCAGCAUGUACAGCAGAUACCGAGGUGAAAUUAAAGGCGGCAUUGGCCGGCAAGUCCAAACCCACGGGACCUCCACCUCCCAGGACCUCUGUGAUGAAGAGGACAGCAUCCAUGCGGCGGACUAAUAGUACGGACUCGGAGGCCAAAACGGUUCAAGAGUCGCUGAGACGCAAUCCCAUCGUGGCGCCAAUGCCAAUGCCAAAACCACCGAAACGAAUGGCAGAGCCAAGAGCCAGGUCCUCGAAACCCCAUCCACCAGCAAUAGCAGGCACGCCAGUCGUGUGUCAAGAGCCUGUCUUUCCAAGACCUUCUACUGGAGAAGCAACUGUCAGUAGUAGCAUGUGCCCGUUUUGUGAAAAGGGCAAUCACAGAAAGAAGGAUUGCCCAGAAUGGCUGGAGUUUCAGGCAUUCAAAAAACAAAAAGAAAAGGAACGAGAGGAGGAGGAAGAACGCCGCCGAAAGAAAUUGCUCAGUGUGAAAGGUCGAUUGGCAAGAAGAACCUCAAUGUCCGGAGGCAGUGAGCGACAAGCACCCAAGCGCCAAUCAUCAAUGCGAAUGCGUAGAUCAAAAUCGGACGAUUUCGACGAUUUAAGGAGAUCUUCCCACGGCAUCCGAAAACCCCCUUUGCGACAAGGCAGUAUUAGGGUAUUACCGUCCUCAUCCUCGUUGUCGCGCAAGUGCUCCAAGGAUGGAGAAAGGGUUUUCAAGAGGGCGUCGUCCAUGCGCCUGAAACGUCCAAGCAGUAUGGAAGGUUCUCCGAUAAAAAUCGAGAAGGGAGGAGAGCUCUGUAGCAAUCAACGGACAAAUUCCAUGAAGAGGAGCAAUUCCAUGAAGAGAAGCAGUCGCAGCGAGGAAAAGAAGGAAGGUCGAAUGAAGAGAAGAUCUAGUCGCGACGACGGUGAUGAAAAGAAGGAGGUAGAUCGUCGCAUCAGGAGACCCUCCAGUUUCGACGACGCCGGUGAAGCCCAAGAGAGAGAACCUCGCGUGAAGAGAAGAACCAAUGGUAAAAAGAGUCUUACUGGCGAGCGAAUCAGCUCUUCAGGUUCGAGGAAACAAAAACAGCGACCCGAUGGAACAAAGCAUACUCCUUCGCUGUCCGAGAGGAAGAGUAGUUCACGCGACGUAGUGUCGGAAAGCGAAAGCUGUAGCAGCGAGGGACUCGAAAGCGAGGCAAGCAUCAAUUGGUAG
Seminavis robusta is the source of this 2199-nucleotide messenger RNA. Lineage: Eukaryota; Bacillariophyta; Bacillariophyceae; Naviculales; Naviculaceae. The record is from the annotation of a GenBank genome assembly.